Molecule: messenger RNA, 6136 nt
Organism: Chara braunii
Lineage: Eukaryota; Viridiplantae; Streptophyta; Charophyceae; Charales; Characeae
Source: the annotation of a GenBank genome assembly
ACGUCAUGUGUGCAACCCAAUCAUCCAGUGCGGGACAACUCGUGUCGGGGUGCAUCUGUGACGGUCGAAGGAAGUUCGCGGGAACAUGAGGGUGAUAGCCGAGGUCGCAAUAGUAAGCCGGCAUCCCCGUGGCUGGCGGGACGGCGUGGUUGUAGGCUAUCUCCGCGUGGGCAAGAUGGAGAUCCCACUGCUGGUCAUCACGAACAAUCUUUUAGAGAAUAUCUCCGAGAGUCUUGUUCGUGACCUCGGUCUGACCAUCUGUUUGAGGAUGGUAAGACGAGAAGAAGCGGAGCUGGGUGCCGUAAACCUCGUGGAGCCGUCGCCAGAAUCGGCUGGGAAAGCGCGGGUCACGCUUGGCGUAGAAGCCAUGUCUACGCAAGCGGUCAAGGACGUUGCGGAGGUGUCUGAGAUGCUCCUCAAGGGUACGACUGUAGAUCAGGAUAUCGUUGAGGUAGACGAGAAAAUACUGCUCCAGGAUGUCCUUGAAGAUGUCGUUCAUCGCCUUUUGGAAGGUUGCGGGUGCGUUGGUGAGGCCGAAUGGCAUCACCGUAAACUCGUGGUGGCCGAAGAGCGAUCGGAACGCCGUCUUCGACUGGUCCGCUGCAGCGACGCGGAUUUGAAGCUCGUCGGAACGAGGCAUGGGGUAGUUGUUCUUAACCGUGUAGCGGUUGAGACCACGAUAGUCGAUCCAGAGACGGAGAGUUCCAUCCGCUUUGCGAGCAAAGAGGACGAGUGCACCCUACGAGGAGUUGCUGGGUUUAAUGAAACCCAGUCUCAGGAGCUCCUUAAGUUGACGCUCGAGUUCAGUGGCCUCGGGGAUCAAGAGUCUGUAGGGUGCCUGGUGGUGAACACGAUAGUCAAGCACAAGCUGGAUGGAGUGCUCGACGUCACGCAUCGGUGGAAUGCCGGCGUACGAGAACGACAAUGGGAAAACGUCGUGGUACUCUCGAACGAGGUCACGACUCCAGGUUGGGUCAACGAACCACGGCAGGAGCCGGGAAGAGGCGCGCAGUUGGACAAGGAGACGCUACGAGAUCUGAUCGACGUCACUUGCUGGAUAGACUGUCCGAGGCCGGUCGAUCUGAUCGACUAUUGCCGAAAACACGUAGAGGACAGGUACGCUGGCUUGGAGGAGCUAAGGGCAGAUGAUCGCGUGAAGAGGGACUGUCCUGACCUUAGGCGAACCAUAGAUGAAGGACUUGUCGUACUUGAUGAUCGCAAGUACAUCAAGUGGGCAGAUGACCUCGGCGACGUAUCGAUGUUCCCUUCGAUGAAGGAGAACAUUGAGGCCAGGCGUGUACGACCAGGGUGGAAGUUUGCGCAGAAGGAGAAGGAAGAGGUAAUCGCCUUUCUAAAGGAGAAGAUGGCGUCGCAUGUGGCGGAACCGUCUGAUAAUGCUUAUGCGAACAAGGACAAUGAGAAGGUCCGAAGACUAUACUGGUGGGAAGGGCAGUACAAAGACGUCGAAAAGCAUUGUAUGACCUGUGAGGAGUGUCAGAAGAGAUCGCUUGUGAGAUACAAGGAGUCGCUUCAUCCGUCCUAUCCUACUCGAUCGGGCGAGAAGGUCCACAUCGACCUGGUUAAGAUGUCGAAGGGAGUAGGCAAUAUGAAUUAUGCCGUGAACAUCAGGGAUGACUUCACGGGGUUUGUUGACGGUAAGCCUAUUAGAACCAAGGCAGCUAGAGAAGUAAAGAACUUUGUUCUGGAGUACCUGUCUAGAUACGGAUGUGUCAGUAGGAUUGUGAUGGACAGAGGAGCGGAGUUCCUAGCAGACAAGAUGCAGAACGUGUUCAAGAAAGCGGGAGCUAGAAAUGCUAAUCCACCAAAUCAACCCGCCCCACGUGCACGAGCUCCCAUGACGCCACCUGAUCUCUACCUAUUUGAUCCGGCGCACCAUCUCGCAGGAGCAUGGCUGGCCACACUUAGAGCACAGCAGUACGAUGAUAAUGAAGCACAGAUGAACAUCCCGGCUCGAAUGGGAGGAGACGCUCAUCAUUGGUAUAGUAUCUACGUAUGGGUUGAUCUCCCGACCUUCGAACGGGAUUUCAUGAACCGAUUUGAUUAUGUUCACCCCGAGCAAGCGCUGUACAUGAUCAAGGACCGAGUGCAAAAACCUCUCGAAUCCGUUGCAGAAUAUCGAAACCGGUUCUACAGAAUGUUCGUGAAAACUGAGCGAGGUGAGCAAGUGGGAAGAGAUUUGUUUAUUGACGGGCUUCGCAGCCGAACAAUAAGGGCUAAAAUGCGAAAGCAAUUUUCCCCCAUCACUCACACGCUGCAACAAAUCAUGGCUGCUGCGGAGGAAAUGGAACGAAAGUUCGCAGCAAACUUCCUGGAAGGAAAAGAUUAUCCUAGAGAAGGAGAUUCGACCGAACUCGCACGAGCAAGAGCUGAGUUGGCUGCCUUGCAGAACAAGUUUGAAAACAUGGGAUUUGUAUCAGGACCUGUCACCUAUAUGGAACAGAUAGGCCCCAAACGAGUGGUCCUAAGUGAGAUUCCGAGCACCUCCGCUCCAAUGAUACCCCCGCCCGUCAGAGCGUUACCCCCGCCCCCGAUUGAGGCUCCCGUACGAUCGAACGAAUCAGCGGCCAUUUUCGAACUAACCAAGACAUUGAUUAGUCUAAUGCAGGAAAGCAAAAAGGAGCAGCGAGAGCACAAUGCUCUGCAGGAAGCCAUGAUGAGGAACAUGCGGCCCAUUGCGGUGCGCGCCCCUCCGAUACAGCAAGGAUUGGCCCCGGCACCUGCUCUCGGGGGAGCCGCGAACAAUCUGAAUGUCUGUUAUGCCUGUCAUCAGCCAGGACAUCUAGCCCGUGAUUGCCCCCACCGACCCCCGCAACAGCGGAUCGGGGUCGCGCCGAUGGCGGCUGCCCCAAUCGCUAACGGACCAUGGCGAGUCGGAGCUUUAAUGGAAGAAGUAGAGGGUGGGGGAAGUGCCCUGACCACCACGGAAGAGGCCGCCAAGCUAAUCCCGCUAGAUCAGUAUGUAUCCCUUGGUUAUCCCGGGCUUGGAAUGAUCGGAACAGCCAGACCUGCGCCAGAGCCGAAAGAGGUGGCGGAGUGGCGACCUUCUCUAGGAGAAAUGGAGUCGGGAGGACCCACCUUCGUCACAGGAGAGAUCGAUGUAUUAAACAUCCUCUGGUCCUUGGACCAUCGGAUUCCACUUCCGAUCGGUCAUCUACUCUCGAUCUCCGAGCAAGCCAAUGAGCGAAUGUUACAGCACUGCAAGGCGAACCGAAAGCGAUUCGCCGUCGCCCGAACGCCAAACGUAAAAGCUAAAAGCCCCACGCCCGCAGAAAACCCAACACGCACGUUGGAUCUGAAACGGGUAGAAUGCGAUAUUGAAAUUUGGGGAAUUCCUUACAACGCAAUCAUAGAUUCGGGAGCAGCUGUGCUGGCUAUUUCACUGAGAGUGGUCGAAAGGGCUGGUAGGAAAAACGAUCUGAUCAUGCUCACUGAGAAAGAUCAGCUCGUUUCGGCAGAUGAAGAAAAAAUUAAGACCGUGGGAAGAAUGACCAAUGUCGCUUUCCGAUUAGGAAAAGUGCACGCGCUUGGAGAUGUCGUAGUCCUAGAUGCUAAUACGUACGACGCUCUUUUCAGACUACCCGCUCUUGUGGCCCUACGAGCGAGCUUGGAUUUCGAACGAAGAUCGAUUAUCCUGCGAAAUACAGGAGGGAAACCAUACGUUGUGCCCAUGCGAUUGACCCUUCGUACUACCAUUAACACGGUCUCGCGGGUUUCGCCGAUGAUGGCAGGGACUCUCCUCAUGAUCUCCUGGGAUGAAUCCGCCGAUGAAAAGUCAUCGACAAAUGAUGCGGACAACAGCGACGAAGAUGAUCCGGAGAUCUUGAAAUUAGCACGACAGCGUGUUUACUACCCGCCGCCCAAAACGAUAGCGAGAACGAUGCAACUGACCAGCCGAAAAAUUCAAAGGACCAAGGCGAUGAUCCUGGGUGAGCCCCUCGUGGAGAUCUCGAGGAUGGUCGAUUCUUUGGAAACCCCUCAAACUCUGUACGAAGGAAUCACCCCUCUCCUCGCCCGGUAUAACGACAAGAGGCAUUACUGUGACAUUACAGAUCUACCGAGGUCCUUAUUGACAUCUGCUAAGGAAGUAAGAUUGUUAUGCUUGGGGGCGGAAGCAAGUUCUCUGGAACCCCGUGGGCGUCUCGAAGCAGCAACAGACGAACUGGGGAUAAAGAUCGCAACUAAGAACGUGCCAUGGCAGGAUAUUUGUGACGGGAUUACCCCGGAAGGACACGUGGCAAUCCGGGAAGAAGAUGCCCAGAUGAUGGCCACGGUGUUCUCCUGGCGAUCGGACCAUUCGUUCAUCUCGGCGCCUCCACCCGAUGUGGCAAAACAGGCGCGUACGAAACAGAUUGACGUUCGGAUCAGGGACCAACUAUUCGAACUACACGUUCCACAGUACGUACCGGAUGAAAUCCACCAGGUUCAAGCCUUCUUGGGGUUAGCGUCGUACUACCGGCGCUUCAUCAAGGGCUUUGCCGCGAUUGCGCGACCAUUAACGAAUCUAUUACGGAAGGACCGGCCUCUCAGCUGGGACGCGGAGUGCCAGCACGCCUUCGCGACCCUCAAAGACGCCUUGGCGACGGCUCCUAUUUUGAUCCGACCGGACCCCUCCAAGCAGUUUAUCCUCAUUGCGGACUGGCAACCGAAAGCCAUUUUCGCUAUUUUAGCGCAGAAGGGGAGCGAUGGUCGUGAACACGUCAUCGAGUACGCGUCGCGCACAGUGCCAGACGAACGUCGGAAUGACUCGGCACCUCAAGGCGAGUGUUAUGCGGUAGUUUGGGGAAUCCAACACUUCCAUCAGUAUCUCUACGGACAGAAGUUUCGCCUCGUGACGGAUCACGAGCCUCUGCUAGCUUUGAAGAAGCUCACCAACUACACGGGCAUGAUUGGCCGUUGGGUGGUGCGACUGCAAGAAUACGACUUCGACAUUGUUCAUCGGAAAACGGAGAGACACGGCAACGCGGACGGACUGACACGUCUGCAUCGACCUGCUAAAUCUGAUAUCCAUCCUCGCCUUUCCUACUGUCUAAAGCCUCUUGUUGUCCCCCUUCUUCAUCCUCCCCAUUGGAUCCUGUGGCGCGAGGAGUUCAUCGAGCUUUCAGUGUGUUUGGUUGAGGUACGGCUGACGUGGACCGAGGACGGAGUGCACCCACCUCACAUAGAGCGUCUGGAGUUGCUGCUUAUCCAGGCCUGGCGUACCAACGUGGAAGGAGAGCUUCUCGCGUUUUUAUUUGGAACAGUGCGGCCCGGUCAUCAGGAGCUUAUUGCGCAAGAGCUCACUAUCCCGGUAGCGCAGCUGGCGGAUGAUCUCCCUCUCGACAUCAUCGCGCAAGACGACGAGCAUCCGGUUCCCCACGUACUCUCUCGCACAUUGACACCUUACCUUCAGUGGUCGGCUUGCGUGGAAGGAGCCGUAGAACGCAUCCUGCCGUCGCAGCAACAGUAUUUGGCUCCCCGGACGGCUCGCGAUCCUGACUUCUUCAGGUACCCUACAGCGGAGCAGUUUGCUGCCAUUCGAGAAGAAGAGGAGGAAGAAGAGAGCACCGGGAGUGACGAAGGAGAAGACGCGCAGGAAGAGAGAGGGGAUAGCGACGAAGUGCUCGGUGAAGAGGACGAAACCCCCGAAGAAGGAAGCUAUAGCGAGCAUAGCGAGGGGGAACAGAGCGAAGAAGAAAAAGACGAGGAAGAAGAAGAGGAGCGCGAAGACGAGCCUGCUGGAUCGGAGUGGGAAGCCGUGCCGGAGGAAGCACUGCGUACGGGCACAGAGGCUGAAGAUCCCGAGGCGGCCCGCAAAAGAGAAGAGAUCGCGGUCGGGAAGGAGUUAGAACUCGCAAGCGCGACGAGUCUGCAGAUCCACGACGACCCGAACCGAGAUCCGGAGCCACCCCGACCUAAAGAUGGCGACCUCGCGGCCACGACUCCAACCCCAUCAGCGCGGCGACGGAGCCGAUCCCCCUCCUCCCCAACCCGUCCCCCAGUUCGCCGACGUACCGAUACGGGCGAUCGGCCUUCGUCCCCGAUCACUCUCUCGCCGUCCCCUUGACUACUUCACCCUCCGCCAGCUCACCACCCCCGUCACGUUCCCCUCCAAUCCGUUCCCCCGCAACACCUUCCG